AUGCAGAUCCAAUCCGCCCUCGUCUCCCUCGCCCUCGUCGCCGGCACGGCCUCGGCCUACGAGCACGUCUACACCAACGGCACCUACACCAUCACCAAGGUCUGGGACGCCGUCACGACCUACUGCCCCCAGCCCACCACCCUCUGCUUCAACAACCGCACCUACACCAUUGAGCAGCCCACCACCUUCAUCAUCCCCGACUGCCCCUGCACCCAGACCUACACCACCAACCAGUGCUCCGAGUGCGCCCACGCGACCGGCUACGUCGUCCCCGCUCCGCCCGCCAAGACCGACGUGCCCCCCGCCGUCCCCACCCAGACCGGCCUCAUCACCUGCCCCGGCAGCCCCAACUGCCCUCCCGCUGCUUCCGGCGGUGCUGGUGGUGCUGGUGGUGCUGGUGGUGCUGCCUCCGGUGGCGCUGGUGGUGCCGGCGGUGCUGCUACCCCCAGCCAGACCGGCGCGCUCGUCUGCCCCGGCAGCCCCAACUGCCCCGCCACCGGCACCGCUGGCACCAACGGCACCAAGCCUACGACCGUCGUCGUCGCCGGCGCCGAGAAGAACGCCGCUGCUGCUGGCGUUGCUCUCGUUGCUGGUGUCGUUGCCGUUUUGGCUCUGUAA
This is a messenger RNA of Colletotrichum lupini, 618 nucleotides long. RefSeq lists its product as uncharacterized. Bases 1 to 618 code for a protein of 205 amino acids. NCBI's taxonomy places the organism in Eukaryota, Fungi, Ascomycota, Sordariomycetes, Glomerellales, Glomerellaceae. The transcript has 2 exons. The record is from RefSeq and is a predicted model, not a curated record.